ACUGAUCACAGGGAGGAGAAAGGGGUUGGUCAAAGCUGAGAAAGAGUCUGAAGAAAGGGAGCGGAGGAGACAGACGACAGGAGCCGCAGCCUGACGCGCGACCAAAAAACCAGCAGGAAAAAUGCCCAAUUUUGAAGGCACCUGGAAAAUGAAGAGCAGCGAGAAUUUUGAGGAGCUGCUCAAAGCUCUGGGUAAGGACGACUGACCUUUUUAUUCUAUGGUCCAAAUUUGUUUAAGAGAGUGAGCUGAAGAUACAGAUAACCUGACAGGAGUCUAUCAUCUGCACUGUGGAUGACCAUACCUGAUCCUAACAAGGUUGAAUUUCUAUGCGGGGGAAUAAAGUUUAUGAUUUGAACAGGUAGAAAACAGCUGCAAAAUUAAUUGAAAUGAAUCUAACUGAUGGAGAUGAUAAUUGUAAGCACAGUACUGGAGAGGAAUUCACAUAAAAUCUGCAGUUAAAUUAGUUUUUUUUAAAUCUAAUUUACAACAAGCCAGCUGGUCUCAUUAUGGCUUUAUCCCGGCACAGGUUUUUACUGCAGUUUUAGUACUUUUGCAUGUUACAGUCAGCGUGGCUGCCAGAUUAAAAAAAUGCACACAUAAAAAUGCUUGGACCAUGACUGGUCUUAAUUAAAGGAGGAGGCGGACUACACAAUAGAGAGAUCAGAGGUGCUCUCUCAUUUUAACUGUUUGCUCUGUAACCGUGCGGCUGAGAGGGUUAAUAGUUUUUCCCACCAGUUUGGAGGACAGAAUCCAUCACGGCGUACAGGCAAGCCAAACAAAGCACAAACCAGCAGCAUUCCUCCCUCUCAUCACCUUGUCACUUCAGCCUCCAUAUUUGCAACAUCUGCUGAUAACCAUCUCAGUUACAGCUGCUGGAGGAAGAUCCUUUUUUAUAUGAAAACAAACUGCUGUAUAAUUUAAUAUCUCCACCUGACAACCUGGAGGUGAUUUGUUCUCGCUGUGGUCCAAUUCAGCCUGUGACAGACAUCUCUACUUUGAUGCAUUCCUCCUGCAUUCACCGCUGAAAUAAAGAAUCUUCUUACCAGCCUUUUGGCGCCAGAGGCUGACAGACAAAUGUGAGGUGAAAACUCAGUGUCAGAUGAGAAUAUAUAAGCAAAUAUCUCUUUACCACCAGCGUGAAGUCUGGUCUUUGUGCCAAAUCAGUGGACUCAAAGUGGCUUCAGGCUACCCUACUUCGAUAAAGUCUCAGAUCUUAGACUCUUCAGGCUACACUGUUGGUCCUACCCAACAUAAAGAAAGCUAGCCAUGACUGCAUUAAAAAACCUGCGACCCUCAUGAAGGUAAAUUUACUCUCUGACUCUACAUGCCAGUGAUUUAACCAUACUGGUUUGAAUUUGUCGGUUGUCAUGGGUGUUUCCCUGACAUUACAUGGCUUUUGAUAAAGUAGUGCUGAAGGGAGGGGCAACUUUGUUUCACUGCUGAGUUCAAGUUUUUACCAUUUUUUUUCAAACUGCAUAUCAGACGAUCAAUCUUUAUCCUGAUCUCUUUAGUUUUUAAUGAUCAGAAAGAUGAAUCAGUGUUCAUUUUAGUCUGUCUUAUACCCAACCAGUUUAGUUUUAAAUCUGCUAUCAUCAGAUUUGAUUAAUUGAUAUUUAGAAAUGUUGUGAAUUUAAUUUCUUAAAUGUUUCAACAGAAAUUUAAACUGACAAAUGGACUAAAGGUAAGAAAACAGCCAAAUUUGAGCGCAAUUAAUUCAACACAUUUAACAAAGAAUCACAGAGUCUGCUGGUUAAGGAUGUUAAUUAACUGGCUGACAUUAGCAGAGCUAACAACACCCACCAGCUGACAGUCUCUUAUGGAAGGCUAAGGUCUUCAAGUCUGGUUACACAUUGUAGUUGAGUGGUUAUAUAACAGUAUAACUUAGAGAUGGAUUGAUUAAUAAGGUAAUUGAAUAUGUUUUUAGAAUUGAUCAAAAUGCGAAAGACAAGAAUAAUGUGAUAUUGGCAUUCUAUUGAACUUAAGUUGACCUGCUCUGUAAAUAUCAGCAUUUGUGUCUGUCGACCACUGGUUUAACCAAAUACAUCCCAAACAACUUUAAAACUUCUGCCAUAAGUACACUUCACUGUAAAAUAGCAUCUGUCGUCUGUUCUUGUUUAAGUCAGGGUAGUAGAGCAUUAAAGCAUUCUGACAGGAGCCAUUGACCAAAGGGACAGACCUGGUUAGUGGUGGGUAAGGGUAGGGUCAAUAAAAUAUCAAUAUGUUUACCAUACUACAUCCACACUCACGAGUAAAUCUGUUUCUGUGUUCAGGUGUGAAUCCCAUGCUGAGGAAGGUGGCAGUGGCUGCUGCAUCCAAGCCCCAUGUGGAGAUAAAGCAGAAUGGCGAGCAUUUUUACAUCAAGACCUGGACCACGAUCCGCACCACAGAGAUCAACUUCCUGAUUGGAGAGGAGUUUAAUGAGGAGACGGUGGACGGGAGAAAGUGUAAGGUAAAGAUACUUUAAACUAUAAGGCUAUACAGAGCUCUAGAGAAGUAUGUGAGAUUAUACUCUGAGUUUAUCAACUGUCUUUCUGUACAUGAAUUCGUUUAUUUUGAUUAAAGCAAAGCAGGAAGUUGAGCUCCUGUGCACAGUUACAGUCUUAAAGGGAUGACUACAUGUUCAGGCGUAAUUUGAAUCAGGGAUUUUGCAACUCUCCCAGAACAUCUUUGCUCUUUCUGAAGUAAAAACCGGUGAACCUAAAUGCUCUACUUUACAAAAGUUGGGUGGUUUGUGGGCAACAGAUUACACAAAUAAUGGUCAAAAAUGAAACAGAAGAUGUUUGUUUUGGUUUCUGGUUUGGGUGAAGCUCCCACAAACUCUGAAUUCUGUAUUUGCCUCCCAUAAAGCAUCUUUCAUUGAAAUGUUACCCCAGAGAAACAGAUUACCUAAAACAAAAAGGGGCGAGGCAGUUUUACUCUUGAUAAGUUUGCUGAACUUUGCCUGUAAAAUAAGGUGAAAUCCCCUCUGGCUCUUAUAUUUUACUAAAUUUAUGGUAAAUGCCUGGUGAACAUUUUAUAAUACUUUUGAGAGAAAGAAACAGUGGAGUGAAACAUGUGAUACUCCCUCAUGGAGUAAUGGGACAAAAAGAUUAACAGAGUCCACACUGAUCUUUUGGACUCUCCUUUUAACUUGCUGUUUAGUAAAACAGGCAGUAAAUAUCAGAAACCUCAAUAAAGUCUUCUCUUCUACAGAGUCUGGCCACAUGGGAAAAUGAAAACAAGAUUUACUGCAAACAGACCUUACUAAGCGAGAGCGGCCCAAAGACAUUUUGGAGCAGAGAGCUUAAAGGGGAUGAACUCAUACUGGUGAGUAGUCCUGUUUAGUUUACUGUAACUACAAUUAUGGUGAUGAAUAAGAGGCAGCUGUGGACCUUCAUCAUACAUGAAAGCAUCUCUGUACUGAAAGACAAAUUAAAGUUUCACGUCUCCUCGGGAUCAUCUCUCGCUUCUCUUUCAAAACAAUCAAAGCUAAAAGACGUCUUUAUGAGUCAGAUUCGGAGAGAGAGGCUCUCAGCUGUUUUACUCCCAUCUGCCUGAAUGAGGAUGUCCAAACAAUGACUCUCAUUUCCAUCUGAAGUCUCAGCAGAUCGAUGACCAGAUGUUCAGAUGUUUUGUAGAGUGGGAUGAGGUGUCAGAUUUGGAGGUCACUGUCAGUAACAGCAGGGGCCUUUCCUGCUGCUUCUCUCUGUGCCAGUAAGGAAACCAGAGAUUGGCUGAAGGGACUGACUCUGACUUCGAACACUGCUGCUCUGACAGUGAAGUAUGGCACACCUGAAUAUUAAAACUAGAUACUGAUUCGACUGAGAAGGUAUCAGGCUGGGUUACCUUGCACACAUAGAGCUUGGAAACUGAGGGACAUCGCUAGGUUGUCUCUGUGCAAAAUACUCUAUGCUGCUGAGUAACUUAGCACAUACUGGUGCAUGUGGUUAAAAAUGUUCCAAGAUUUAAAAGGUCAAAUUUUUUCGUUUCUUUGUCCUCCAUGAUGUUAAAUCUGCAGCUUUAGUACUGCUGAAUGUAGUCAUCAAGAUUUGAAGACUCAAACUUGCAGUUUAGGACUUUCAGGAGACACAUUUUAUGACUAUUAGGCGACACUCAGCAGAUUACAAAGGGAAUUGAAACAAACAGAUUAAUUAGAGUUCUGGAUAGAUAACCAAAACUGGGAUUAUUUUCCAACAUUGAAGGCAGAAACCAAAUCUAACCAGAGAUAUAUUAAUUAGAUGGUGACACCAGAUGUUAAGAUGUAAACUGAUCUGGUCAAUAUUUGUCCAAAACACACUGUAGUUUUUUAAAAAUGUUCUGAUCUCUUGAGGCCUUUUGAAUAAAUCAUUCAAUUUUCUUGAGUUUCUCUGUUUUGCCAAAUAAGGGUGUGGAUAAAGAUGUCUGUAUCUGGGAGAUGUGAUAUUAUGAUUUAUUAUUUUUGAUGGGAAAAAAACAGGAGGAAAACACGUGGGUAAUUAGAUUAAGAGAGAGAUUUACAGAGUCUGGAAUGUAGAUCACAUCCCUGACUGAAUAAAAAAGAUUUUUAUCCUGCUGCUGGAUUCAGGAUCAAACAAAUAAGAGACACAAUGAGCUAAAAUCAAAUGUAUAUAAUGCUAUUUUUCAGUGACACGGUCUGGGUCUGGUCGAAAUCUUACUCUACAUUUCAAAAGAAGAAUAAAUUAUCACUUCCCUCCCAGACGUUUGCACUUAGACAGCUCUGUGUGAUCUUGCAUCCAUCAGAAACACUUCAGUUCCUGGCAGUUUCAGGAUUUCAGAGACAAAUCGUUUCUUUUCCUUUUUUUUUUUUACUGUAAACAUCUGGGUCUGGUUGAUUUUAUUGUCCAGAUGGACAACAAGAAAGAGGCCAGUUUUGAGGUGAUGAAGAUCUCUGUUUUACUGUUACGUGCCUCACAAGAACCAAUCAGGAAAAUAUUUCAGAGGGGCUGUGAUUUGGACCGAGAGGAAGGCUUUGAACAAGAGCAAAUGUGUUUUUAUUCAAGAUAAGGGUGUGUGUGUGUGUGUCCAUGUUGGCGUGAUGAGGCUGUAAUCUGAUCGGCAUGUGAGGUUAAAUUGUGGGUGAGAAAGUAUGAGACUUUAAAGGACACACUGUGCGUUUAGAUCAGAUACAUCCAUCAGUGUUCUGCGAGCUAAACAUCCGUUAAAGUGUCUCUGUGGUUUUUAUAUUUGAAUGAUGCUGAAGAGAAGAAACAAACGAUACUGAGAUAUGUCACUGUGAACUCUUCUAUGUGAAAAGGUUCUCAGUACUGGUCUGGGCUUUGGUCUAAACAGUGCAUCACUUCAGACUCCUCAAUUAAACUUGAGCUGUGCCUCACCCCGAGUAACUGCACUGUUAAUGUUGAAUUUACUUUAUAUGUUGAUAUUUGGGGUACAAGAUGGAGUGAUCGAGUGUCUUUCCUGUCUGCAACAGUUACAUUAACUUCUCAAUCAGCAUGGGACAAAGGUGUAAUGCCUCAUCUGUUAGCUAACGCCUAUGGUAGCACCAGUUUAGUAUUUUGUUGCCCGGGAAACUAAAACCUAACACAUCCCAUCCUCUUCUCCAGCUCGCUUUCCUCCCUCCUCACAUACAAAUCUGAUAAAUCCUUCAGCGUAAACAGAAAAAUUCACAUAAACUUGAAGAGAAGCACUGGCCAGCAGAUGAGGACAUAAGGCUCUCUGGGAGAGAUGGAUGGACGGAGGGCUUAAUGAAGACAGCAUGUGGCUGACUGCACUCGAUGUGAGAUGGGAGGACUUUAAUGACCACUGGGAGAGUCCACAGUGAAAAGGCAGAGGAGGAUAAAUGCUUAAGAAUGAAAAAUUACUCUUUUACUUAUCCAUGCAGGGAACCUUAUAUUCUUGCUUUACAUUUUAAGCCAAUAAUCAUUGAUUUUUAAAGAUUAAUACAGUCCUGCAUCGGCUACUUUAUAAUGAGACUGGAGCCAGGAGAAAUCGUGUGGCCGUGAUGGUGUCGGGGAGCUGAAUCUGUGUGUGUCCUCCUGCGGGAUUUAAUUGGUCUCAUUGAUCACGCUGUUGAGAAAUGCCAAUGGACCCUGGUGUUACCUCCAGAUAAUGUCUCCCUUGGCAUUGCGCCACGUGGCAGAUGGAGUCGUCUCGGCUCCAUUUUUCACCGCAGCGACUCGUUUCCCCCUCUUCCCGUUACAUUUCAUGGCCUGAGGUAAUGAUGAUGUGUGGCGCAGCAGUGAGCCAUAACGCUAUGCCCCUGGGACUCCCAUUAAUCUUUGGACUUGGACAUGUACACCCAUAACCCAAGGGUUGGGGGGGGCACCCAAUGAUUUUUUCUCUCCCUCAUUUUAGACUCAGUUUUUGUCACUUCUGUUUCUUUAGGAGGCAGCUGUGUGUAUCAGAUUGAAAAUGUGCCAUUAGAAGACAUUUAAGCAAUUAGAGGUGGAAAUAAAAAAGCAGCAGAAAUGAGUUGUACAUUGAAUAGCGAGAAAUUUAUAGGUCUACAAUGAAUAGAGUGGAAGAGCUGAAUAAAAAGAGUGGAUAAUUAUACUGAUAGCUCUGCAGCCACUUAUUCAUACCACCACAUUUUAAAGAGAUAAAAUAUUUUAUGCAAGUAAAUUAUGUUGUGCAUGCUAAUUGGAGUGUAUUAUCCCAAAUAUGCAAGCUGGGACAAUUACUUCAACUGCACCAAGAAAGGUUUAUCUAGGGAAAUCUGUGUGCAGAUGGGCUUUCUAUUCAAUAAGUCCAUCUUUAAAGCUACAACUGUAUUUCAUAGUUAAAUGUGUGAUACACUCACUGAAAUUUAAUCUCAACUUUUUGAAAAUGCAGAUUUUUACUUUUUGUAAUUUAAAGCCUCUUUUACACAUGCUCUCCUGACAUUUUCUGGAUAAUUUUAGGACAUUAUUUCCAGGAAACUACUAUUGGGUUUAUGGGGGGUGAAGGGGACUGGGAAGAGUGUGCAGGAGCAUGAGGAAGAGUUUUUUAUAACUGUGACUGUUAUGUAGUAAAAAUCACUGUAAUGUGAAAAAGGAUGUUUCAACAACAGAAACAAAACCAUUGAAAGUAAAAUACAGGAAACUACAAUCAGCAGGAAGAGUAUGAGAGAAGCUCUGCUUGGUGUCAGCUCACCUCUACUGCACUCUGACAUUUGAGUUGGAAGCUGACAGAAAAAAGUCCAGACAAGGUCAGGAUGAGCAGAUAAAGUUGUUCACACGUAACCCACACGGUAAAUGUCAGGAAAUUUUUAGGGGGGGGAAGUGAAUGUGUGAAAGGGGCUAAAGUGUGAGCUCUGGAUAAUGAGACCGUCUGAAUCACAAUGAAGCCGAGUCAAAUCCCAAUUACAUCUGCCUUUGUGCUUCUAAGAGUUAGGAAAUAAGAGUUUAGAUUUCUGAGAAAUGCUGCAUGACAUGACAGAAAUACUGAACAAAAUUCUUCUCCUGUUCGAUCUCGUUUCAGAUCUUUGGAGCCAAUGAUGUGGUCUGCACCAGGGUCUAUGUUCGAGUGUAGCCGACUUUCGAGUCCUUCAAAGUUCAAGUUUCCACUCAAAUUCAUCUUUCAGUUUGAAAACUGACAGCAUGAGAUUGUUGACAUCAAACUCCACACCUACAAAUAUUGGCACUUUUUUGUGAAAAGUUACAAUUCCAUCAGCUUUUUUAUGGCUUGUUUUUCCCUUUUGUGAAUAUUAUUUUUCUAUCAUUGGAAAUUAAACGAUCAAAGUGUAAUUUCUUUCAGUUUGAUUAAUUAUGUUUAAGGCUUCACUGAUAUUAUUACAGACUUUUGUUUGACAUAGUCAGAAAAAGGCCCGUAUUGACAAGGAAAAAGCAGGCGGUCAACGGAGUUUUCAU
This is a messenger RNA of Xyrichtys novacula (pearly razorfish), 7784 nucleotides long. The record is from the annotation of a GenBank genome assembly. NCBI's taxonomy places the organism in Eukaryota, Metazoa, Chordata, Actinopteri, Labriformes, Labridae.